This is a messenger RNA of Toxotes jaculatrix (banded archerfish), 4457 nucleotides long. It is a transcript of the gene pbxip1b, whose product is annotated as pre-B-cell leukemia homeobox interacting protein 1b. The record is from RefSeq and is a predicted model, not a curated record. Lineage: Eukaryota; Metazoa; Chordata; Actinopteri; Toxotidae. The transcript is spliced from 12 exons. The coding region runs from base 164 to 3091 and encodes 975 amino acids.
CUGUGAUUGGAAGAGACGCGUGUGGAUCAUCAAGUUCUGGAGGCACGUUCUAAGUUCCCAAGUUGGAUGGGAAGACUCAGAAGUGUCUGCUGUGUCUGUGACAGACUGUGGGGUCUGAAGUAAAGCGACGGACCACGGAGACAGACAAAGCCUCCAGUGGGCCAUGUCUGGCGGCAGCAGUGCUAACAACAGCUGGACCAUCCUCACUCCUGAGGAGACUGUCGCUGAAACCCUGAGACCUUUAGCAGAGGGAACAGAGCACCAUGAAGAAAGCCUUACAUCUGCAGCAGGCUCUGGGGCAAACCAGCCUGCAGAGGGAGCAGCAUCUGCAGAGGGGUCCCCUGUGGAGCAACACCUGGUGUCAGAAGAAAAAACAGCAGAGCUAAGUGGAGACACAAGCACAGAGCAGCACACCUCCGUGCCCACAGCCGUCACUGAUGCCCCUGUUCCCACUUCUUUGGAAGUCUCUGGCAGCUUUGCUCCCGGCAGUGAUGCACUCAGCCAGUCAGAGGGCCUACCUGAGGGCCCGGUGCAGUCCAGCCCCGAUCCUGAUUCAUUUUCUGACUCCUACACCCACAUAACCCCCUCCCCCGAUGAACCCCCAGCUUCACUGCUGAGCACAGAGACUCUGGGAGGGGUGGAGUUUACUCAAGAAGAAGAGAGGCUCGCACAGGAAGGUACAUUACAUCCACUAAAUGGGGAAGAGCUACAACAGGAAGGGGAGGAGUCAGACCUGUUACCAAGGACGACGGACUUAGGGAAACAGGCAGUGUACUUGGUGGACCAGCUGGUAAUGGACUUGUUCAGUAUCUGGGCCAGGAAGUUGUCUGGAGAGGCUGUGGUUGCGUCCCCCGUGGAUUCAGAGGUGGGUGAGGAGAAGACUGAGAAGACAGAGGAGGGGGGAGAGCCAGAGGUGAGGAGGAGGAGGUCUCUCUUAGCAGCUCUGGAACGGAUCGGAAGGGCAGAGGAGGAAGAAGAAGGAGAGGAAGAGUUUCAGCUGCCACAGCGAGAUGAAGACAGCGGGUUCUCUGUGAACAAGUGCAUCCUCGGUGCUGUCAUUCUGUUAGGCCUCGGCACCAUCUUUUUCUCAGGUGUCUUCAUGGACCUGGAUGAGGAGAGUGACUACGGUACAAGAGAACUGAAAGAUUCAGAGGUACCAAGAAAACAGGAGUGGCUCAAUCCAGAGGUUCCUCCUCCACCCUUGGAUGCUGACAGUACAGAGCUUCUAAAUAAGUUAGCCAAAGGGAACCAGCAGAUUUCUGUGCUUCAGGCCCAACUUCAGGCACAGAAAGAAGAGCUAAAAGUAGCCAAGGGACAGGCAGCAGAGGGAGAAAAGGAGCGGCUGCGGUGGGAGGAGGUGGAGAAGGAAAACAGUAGGUUGAAGACAGAGACGGCCUCUCUCCCUGUUCUUCAGAAAGAGAAUGAAAGGAUGAAGAGAGAGCUGGAGUCUCUCCCGGCCCUACAGAAAGAACUAGAAACACUGAGAUCGACUGUGACUGAAUUGAAACUCUCCUCAGCAGCCACUGAAGCAGCUCAAGCACCUUUGAAGCCCACUAUGUCGCCCCCUAGUGCCCCACCAGAGGACAGCAGGCAGGACACAGCUGGAACUGCAGAGAGACAGUCUGUGAAGCCAUGGAAUGACCAGAAGGAGAAGAAGACGUUUUGGAAGAAGGAAAAAUAUGACAUUGGCGAAAAGAAGGAGUGGAAAGAGAGAGAAAAAUCUGAAUGGAAGGAAGGAGAGAAAAGGGAGCGCAAAGAUGGAGGCAAGGCAGAACGGAAAAAGGGAAAAGUUGAGCAAGGAAAAUUUGAUAAGGGAAAAGAUAAGGAAGGUAAGCAGAAGAAGCACAGUGAUGAGACAAAACAAUGGAAGGAGAAAGAGUGGAAGAAAGAAAAGGUGAGCAGAGGUGAUGAAGGAAAGCCAUGGAAGGCUAAGGAAGGGAAGAAGGAGUGGAUAGAAAAGAGUGAGAGAAAAGAUUGGAAGGAAGAGAAAGACUGGAAAAAGUCAAAGCAUGAGAAAGUGAAUGAGGGUAAACAUUCAAAGGGUAAGGAGGAGAAGAAGGAUUGGAAGGGAGUAAAGGACCAUGGAGAGAAGCACAAGGGAAAGGAAGAAUGGAAGGGCGAGAAGGAGUGGAAGAAAGUGAAAGAUGGCUUCAAGGAAAGUGGCAAAGAGAAAUGGGAGAAGAGAGAUUGGAAAGAAAAAGAGAAGAAAGAGUGGAAGAAAGAUGGUGAGUGGAGGGGUAAAAAUGGUAAGGAAGGGAAAGGAAAGGCUGAAAGGAAACAGUGGGACGAGAACGAAAAUCACGGCAAGAAUCCUGGUAAAGAAAAGAAGGGGAAGGAUGAGAGGAAACAGUGGAAUGAGAACGAGUGGAAGAGUAAAAAUGGUAAAGAUGAUAAGGAAUGGAAGAGGAAGGGUGAGAGGAAACCGUGGGAAAAGAAAGAGGAAGAGUGGAAGAAAGGACAGAAAGAGAAAAGCCACAACGGAGACUGGAAGAAGGACAAACCAAGCUCACAAAAACACAAAGAUGAGCACAUAUUUUCUGGUAAUCACCACCAUGACCACCACGAAGAGCAUGUGUGGGGAGACAGGAAGGCCCCCCACACGCACCGCCAACCCUCCAUCAAGCAGCCUGAGUACUGGGCCCAGCAGAGAGACCGGCUCCAGCACAGCCCCAAACCACCACAACACUGUAACUCAUUGGAGACCUGCGCUCAGGCUGAGGGACUGCUUCCUGUUCCCUUCCCUGAGUUUGAGGCCAUCCUCCAAACGUACCUAGCAAAGGCAGAGGAGGUGGGAGUGGAUGCUUCCAAAAGAGAGGAGCUCAAGAAGCUGGCUGCCGAGUUCUUCAAGGACGGAGUCUUUGUUCAUGACCAGAUGAGCUUUCAAGAUUUUGUGGAGAAUGUGGGAGAUAUUCUGGAAGACAUGGUGGAAGGGGAUGAGAAUGAGGAAGAGGAGGAGGAUAGCGCCAUAGAGGAAGAAAUGGAGGAGUUUGAAAGAGAAGUCAUGAAAAAGUUUUCAGUGCCAGGAGCUGGAGAGAAAGUGGAGAGAAUCAAAGGGGAAUGGAGGAAGGAGAGUGGGCGAGGACGUGGCUGAAGUGAAAAAAACUGAUGGAUCUGUCAAAAGUAGCUUAAAGGAGUCAUGACAGAUGAGGGGUCAUUCGAAGGGAACACUUGUCAUUGGACAAAAAAUGCUUUCAAGUAUGCAUUUAUCACACUGUCAUCCUUUUUUACAGGAUCUGAUUUUACCACUUCCGUCUGUUGUCCUGGUGAUUCAACAUUUAAUUUAAUUUCACUCUUUUGGGGAUGUUAUGUAUUUCACCUGCAAGCAUGCACACACACACACUUUAGUACACAGUGGUAGAGAAAGGGCUUGCAUCUAGAUCAGACCUUAAGGUAUUUUUUUUGGGAUGGGCUUACUAGAGAAGUGGCUAGAGACUAGCAAAGCAUAAUGCAUACAGUACCUCAUCUUUGUGUCCAUAGAAAACCCUUGAAACAGCUUUUUAUCUCUGACUGAGCACCUGUAGCUCAUGUUGAACAUCCAUGGGUGUGAAAGUCAGUUCUGUAGACAGUGUUGUUUUCUCCCUUUGCAUAGGGGAGAUUCAGUCUGUUAGACCGAGUUGGAUGUUACUCUGCUUUGACUCACAUCCCUAGAAUAACUACUGAGCAGUCAUUACACCUGUCCCACUGCAAACAGCUCUGUGCACUGUUGGAAGUUUACGUAUCCACUGAUCAGGCCCGUCUUUAUAUAGUAAUUGCUUUAUCCUGAUUCUUGUCAGAUUACCUUCAAAACACUAACAUUUUUUUUUUAUAAAGGGUGCAUUGAAUGUGAACUGCUGAAAUGGUUUAGUUAAAUAUAAUAUUUUAUGAGAAAUUAGAGAAAUCUGCAUUGAUUUUUUUUUUUUGAAUGUUUGUACAUAUUGCAUUAAACAUGUUUAAGAAGUAUGCUGAAAUGCAGAAAUACAGUUAACUUAUUUUACAGAGGUUGGUAUAGGUAAAGCACAAAAGAUAAAUAAAUAAAAAUAUUGACAUGUUGAGCAUGUAUGUUUCUUUUCAGGUACAGAACUUGUGCACUAAAAUGUCCUUAAUUAUUGUUUUAUCAUGAAUGUAACAUUUGUUUUUAUUGAUUAAGUUGGUCAUUGCACUUAAGUCAUGGGAAAUAGUUUUCAAAAAUAGCAGUAAAAUAUUUUUCCUUUUUUUUUUUUACACGCUAACUUAUAAAAUGUUGCUGAUUGAAGAACCUACAACCACAUAGCAAUUGUUUUUCAGAGGGUAACAAUGCAGAACCACGUAGUGUGUGGAUUUUGUGGCAGCAUAGAGAACUUUGUAUGUUAGAAUGUUCAUAUUUUCCCAUAUUAUUGUUAUAAGAGCAGAAUAAUAAAUUUGGUGCAUCCAUGUGAUGAAAAACAUGUAUUUUGUCUUCUUUUUCUCACCAGUGCAAUCUUCAAAAAGUGUUACCUAAA